Condylostylus longicornis is the source of this 467-nucleotide messenger RNA. Its product is annotated as probable 39S ribosomal protein L23, mitochondrial. The transcript is spliced from 3 exons. Gene Ontology annotation, biological process: mitochondrial translation. Gene Ontology annotation, cellular component: mitochondrial large ribosomal subunit; ribosome. The record is from RefSeq and is a predicted model, not a curated record. Gene Ontology annotation, molecular function: structural constituent of ribosome. Lineage: Eukaryota; Metazoa; Arthropoda; Insecta; Diptera; Dolichopodidae.
AUGUCAACACGUUAGUAUCCAAUUUUUCAAAAGAAUGGGCCACAGCUACGAACAUUUUUGCCAAACUUUUGGUUGAAGCUUGUCCGAACACCUGAACCACAACCCAAAAACGUAAUUAUCUUUAUUUGUUCAAUGGAAAUGACGAAGUAUGAUAUCAAGAAUUAUUUGGUAAAAAUUUACAGCUUAUCGGUUGUAGAUGUGCGAACAAGAGUAGCGCUUGGCGAAAUAAAACGUGACAGGAUUAAAAAUUAUAUAACUAAAGAUGACGAUACGAAAUAUGCUUAUGUUACCUUACCCAAAGAUCAAAAGUUCGGCUUUCCAAACUUAUUUCCUGAGAAAAACAAAGAAAAGAAAGAAAGCGAAGACAGAGCUAUCGAGGAUUCUAAAAAAGGCUUUAAAAAUUUUUUGGAUAGAAAUAAAAGUCGUCCUGGAACUCCGAGUUGGUUUUCAAUUUGAAAACAGAUUAA